GCACCCCAAAACACAGGAGAGGAAACAGGAGAUUCAUCAUCACUUCAUCAUUUCAUCCAUUCACCUCUUCAUCCAUCCAUCCUGCCAUGCGCUCUCAGUACCAGCUGGCACUUUUCUUCAUCCUGCUGUGCCCGGUCAACAUCAUCGGACUGUGGUGGGCGGUGGGGAGUCCGCUGGUCAUGGAUCCCAACAGCAUCUGCAGGAAGACCAAGCGUCUGGGAUCCAAACAAGCCGAGCUGUGCCAGAACCAGCCAGAAAUUGUCCAUGAGGUAGCUAAAGGUGCCAGGCUGGGGGUGCGUGAAUGCCAGUACCAAUUUCGCUUUCGACGCUGGAACUGUACCAGCCAUAACAAAUACUUCGGCAAAAUCCUGCAACAAGAUAUCCGGGAGACGGCGUUCGUCUACGCCAUCACGGCUGCUGGAGUGACGUAUGCAGUAACCCAGGCCUGCAGCAUGGGGGAGCUGUUGCAGUGUGGCUGUGAGUCUCCGCCCCCUCGCUUGAAUGAAGCGCCCCCUAUUGGUGAUGGCUCAUGGGACGGGGGCGGGGCCUGGGAGUGGGGUGGCUGCGGCGAUGACGUCGAGUUCGGCUAUGAAAAGUCCAAACAGUUUAUGGAUGCAAAACGCCGGAAAGGAAAGAGCGACAUCCGCACGCUCAUUGACCUGCACAACAACGAGGCGGGACGACUGGCAGUGAAGAACUACAUGAGGACUGAAUGCAAAUGCCACGGGCUGUCCGGUUCCUGCACGCUCAGGACCUGCUGGAAGAAGAUGUCCAGGUUCCGUGAAGUGGGCGACCGUCUCCUAGAGCGCUUCAACGGUGCCUCCAAGGUGAUGGGGGGCAACGACGGAAAGACGCUGAUUCCCGUGGGUCAGAACAUCAAAGCUCCGGAUAAACAGGACCUGAUCUACUCGGCCGAGUCACCCGACUUCUGCCUACCGAACAGAAAGACGGGUUCUCCGGGAACGCGAGGGAGAACCUGCAACAGCACGGCAAUGGACGUGAGCGGGUGUGACCUGCUGUGCUGCGAGAGAGGAUAUCGGGACGAGGUUGUGGUUAUGGAGGAGAACUGCCUGUGCAGGUUCCACUGGUGCUGCGUCGUCCAGUGCAAAAAGUGCUCCGUACGGAAGGAGCUCAGCCUCUGUCACUAA
This is a messenger RNA of Trichomycterus rosablanca, 1148 nucleotides long. It is a transcript of the gene wnt6b, whose product is annotated as wingless-type MMTV integration site family, member 6b. The record is from RefSeq and is a predicted model, not a curated record. Gene Ontology annotation, biological process: multicellular organism development; canonical Wnt signaling pathway; cell fate commitment. Lineage: Eukaryota; Metazoa; Chordata; Actinopteri; Siluriformes; Trichomycteridae. The coding region runs from base 87 to 1148 and encodes 353 amino acids. Gene Ontology annotation, molecular function: frizzled binding; cytokine activity. The transcript has 4 exons. Gene Ontology annotation, cellular component: extracellular region.